This is a messenger RNA of Anas platyrhynchos (mallard), 6061 nucleotides long. The record is from RefSeq and is a predicted model, not a curated record. NCBI's taxonomy places the organism in Eukaryota, Metazoa, Chordata, Aves, Anseriformes, Anatidae.
AUGCCGAAGAACAGCAAGGUGACGCAGCGGGAGCACAGCAACGAGCAUGUCACUGAGUCAGUGGCCGACCUGCUGGCUCAUGAGGAGCCUGUGGACUACAAACGCAGUGUGCUCAAUGUGACGGGGGAGGCUUGGGACAAGCAGAAGGAUGGGGAGGAGGAGCUGGAUGCGGAGAACCGGCCGGCGUGGAACAGCAAGCUGCAGUACAUUCUGGCACAGAUUGGCUACUCCGUGGGGCUAGGCAACGUCUGGCGCUUCCCCUACCUGUGCCAGAAGAAUGGAGGAGGUGCCUACCUGGUCCCGUACCUGGUCCUACUCAUCAUCAUCGGGCUCCCCUUGUUCUUCCUGGAGCUGGCGGUGGGGCAGCGCAUCCGCCGGGGCAGCAUCGGUGUCUGGAAUUACAUCUGUCCCCGCCUCGGGGGCAUUGGCUAUGCCAGCUGCCUGGUCUGUUUUUUUGUCGGUCUCUAUUACAAUGUCAUCAUCGGCUGGAGCAUCUUUUACUUCUUCAAGUCCUUCCAGUACCCUCUUCCCUGGAGCGAGUGCCCCAUCGCCAGGAAUGGCUCAGUGGCUGUUGUGGAGGCUGAAUGUGAGAGGAGCUCUGCCACCACCUACUUCUGGUACCGGGAGGCCCUGGACAUCUCCAACUCCAUCUCAGAGAGUGGGGGACUCAACUGGAAGAUGACCCUGUGCCUGCUGGUGGCCUGGAGUCUUGUUGGCUUGGCCAUGAUCAAAGGCAUCCAGUCCUCGGGGAAGGUGAUGUAUUUCAGCUCACUCUUCCCCUACGUGGUGCUGGUUUGCUUCCUGGUGCGGGGACUUCUGCUGCGCGGGGCGGUGGAUGGGAUCAUGCACAUGUUCACACCCAAGCUGGACAAAAUGCUGGACCCCCAGGUGUGGCGGGAGGCAGCCACGCAGGUUUUCUUUGCCUUGGGCCUGGGCUUUGGUGGGGUCAUCGCCUUCUCCAGCUACAACAAGCAGGACAACAACUGCCACUUCGAUGCCACGCUCGUCUCCUUCAUCAACUUCUUCACUUCUGUCCUGGCCACCCUGGUUGUGUUUGCCGUGCUGGGCUUCAAGGCCAACAUCAUGAACGAGAAAUGUGUGGUGGAGAACGCUGAGAAGAUCUUGGGCUACCUGAAUACCAAUGUGCUAAGCCACGACCUCAUCCCUCCCCACGUGAACUUCUCCCACCUCACAGCCAAGGACUACAAUGAGAUGUACAGGGUGAUCAUGACAGUGAAAGAGGGGCACUUCAAAGAACUGGGCUUGGAUGCCUGCCUGCUGGAGGACGAACUCGACAAGUCAGUGCAAGGAACUGGGCUGGCCUUCAUCGCCUUCACGGAAGCCAUGACCCACUUUCCGGCCUCACCAUUUUGGUCCGUCAUGUUCUUCUUGAUGCUGAUAAACUUGGGGCUGGGCAGCAUGAUUGGGACCAUGUCAGGCAUCACUACGCCCAUCAUCGACACCUUCAAGGUGCGGAAGGAAGUGUUCACAGUCGGCUGCUGCAUCUUCGCCUUUGUGAUUGGCCUGAUCUUCGUGCAGCGCUCUGGGAAUUACUUUGUCACCAUGUUUGAUGAUUACUCAGCCACGCUGCCGCUCACGGUUGUAGUGAUCCUGGAGAACAUCGCUGUGGCUUGGAUAUAUGGCACCAAGAAGUUCAUGCAGGAACUGACAGAAAUGUUGGGUUUCCGGCCCUAUCAGUUCUACUACUACACCUGGAAGUACGUCUCUCCCAUCUGCAUGGCCGUUCUCAUGACUGCCAGCAUCAUCCAGCUGGGAGUCAGCCCCCCGGGCUACAGCGCCUGGAUCAGAGAGGAGGCUGCAGAGAAGUUCCUUUUUUACCCAACCUGGGCCAUGGCUAUUCUUAUCUCUCUAAUUAUCCUGGCAUCCCUCCCUCUGCCUCUGGUCUUCAUCCUCCGGCAGUUCCACCUAGUGUCGGAUGGCUCCAACACACUUUCGGUCACCUACAAGAAGGGCCGGAUGAUGAAGGACAUCUCCAACUUGGAAGACAACGAUGAGACCCGCUUCAUCCUGAGCAAAGUGCCCAGUGAGACCCCAUCCCCCAUGCCCACACACCGUUCCUACCUGGGUCCAGGGAGCAACUCCCCCAUGGAAAUGAGCAGUGCCCCCAACGGACGAUACGGGAGUGGGUACUUAAUGGCCAGCACCCCUGAAUCUGAACUGUGACUGUUGCCUGCCAACCACCCCCAUCGGGAGAGGAGGUCACUGGGGAGUGGAUCCUGGCUUUCCAGGCAAUGGGAAAAUUAAUAAAGACAAGACAAAGAAGAAAACCCUCUUAAAAUCGUAACCCAAAGCAGCCAUUUCCAAGAUGACAUCAGGAAGAAUGGAUUGCGGGAGGGGCAGGACUCCUCUGACAACCCUGGGCUGAAUGGCGGGACCUCCAGGGCUUGCCUUCAGGGAAGGGAGGAGGAAAAAGUGGUGAUGCAGGACCUCUCUGAGGGUCCUUCUCUUGCAGCCCAAAUCCGAAGCAAAGAACCCCUCUUUCUAAACAGUUGAUGGUUGGAAAAAGGACCUGGUGUCAGGUGGAAAGCCAAGCACGCUUCCUCCUGCAGCCCAGUGCUCUGCCCUCCCUGUCCGUUGUUCUUCAGCCGGGAGGAGCCACGGCCUUAUUCCAACGAGCACAAUUAACCAUCGAUGUUCAUAGCACAAAAGGGUGCUGUUGUUGUUGCCAUCGUUGUUGUAUCUCCUGUAGUUUUUAUAGCUGUGGACACACCCAGAUAACCCCAACAUUUUGACCAGGGUUGGCAGGGAGCAGUGUGGGGCUGGCUGAGUCAUUGUGGUGUGUGGGACUGCAGCUGGUGGAUCCUUGGUGUCUGCUUUGUUACUACCAGCAUGGUGAUGGUGUCUGCGGGUUGUUCUGAGACAUGGAGAUAUCAUGUCCAUGAGACAACGUGGACAGCAUGCUCUGUGGUUGGGCAGUUAUUGUGCUGAGAGGCAGCAGGACCUCUGAAGUGAGUGAUUUUGGAUGUGUGAGCAUGUGUGAGGUCUGAACCAGGGUUACAGUGAUAGGUGUCAGGAGCAUUCUCCUGGAAUGACUCCUGACAUGUGGGAUGCUCUGCUGAGCCAAAAUCCCUGGCGUGGGAUCGUCUCCUGUUGCCACUUACUUUAGAUGUCCCAGUGGGACAAGCAGAGCUGUGGGGCAUCCAGUCCUACCACAGUCCUGGUGUAGCUCUCAGGAAACCACCCCCCUAUCUUACCUCCCUUGCACCCACCAUCUGAGGUGAGCUGGGCAGUGAUUAUCUCUGGACAUGUCUUCACCUCUGAGAGCAUCGAGCUGGUGCCUGCAUUGCCUUGCUGCUGCACCUGUGCAGGGGCUCUCCAGCCUGUGGAAGGGGGUAACCAGCUUUUUGGGACAGCAGAUGGAGGACAUGUUUUCUGAGCUGCGAUGACCAGAAGUUGGUGCCGGGUCCCAAUGUCCCUGCUAGCUCUUGAUCCAGGCUGGUGAGCUCCUGUUAGAGCCCAGGAGCCUCUAUCAUGCCCAUCCAUGUUAUGGGGACCAGAUGAAGGUGAUGCUACGUUUUUUCUCCCCAAGCUGUCUAGGAAAGUUUGGGGCCUCCCAGCUCAGAGUUUUUCCCACUGGGACUAAUGUUUUUUUCCCUGAAUCAUAUAUAUAGCCAAGCAUUUCUGUCAAGGGCACCAGUAUUAUGUGGCCUUUUCCUCCUUUCCUGGUGGGUGCAGGGGAGAAGCAGCCUGCUCGAUGCCCUCUCUCCCUCUCAGCACAUUGCUACAGUCUCAAAAGCUGAGGGAGCUCCUUAGCUUCAGUUCUGCUAGGCUUAGAUGAUGUGUGGUAGUAUUUCAAGCUAGUUUGAAGGCCAAGUUCAUGGUUGCUUGUCCAUGAGCCCUUCUCUCCUCCACUUUCCUAUCAAUAGAUUUUCUUCCACCUUGAUUCUCCUUUUGGCUGAGAGUCAAAGGCAGACAGUAUCUGGCCCAUUUGCCACAUCCUUGACUCCUCCUGGCACCCUAGGGUGUACAACGUCCCCCACAGUGACAUUUCUCCUGUGGGUUAUAAUCCUUUGUUUAUAGUCCUUCUCCUUUUUGUCAUGAGCUCAGCUGGUGACUUGGGGGCUCCGUCUGGGAGAUUAGCACAGGACCUUUGUUAGCCAUUUCUCCAGGUGGGAAUGGAGGCAUGGAUUGAACCAAUGCAGCUCAGUCUUUGCUGAUAGCUCUGAGAAGCACCAUCCCCAGGAUCAGCCAUGCUCUCAUCUCUUGUCCAAUCUCUUCACCAUCCUCUCCGCUGUGACUUUGGUCUUUCUCUCCUCCUGUCCCUAAAGAGGAACACAGAAAUAUCCCCACUGCACCACCUCUGAAUAGGAGAAGCACAAAACCUAUGCAUUUCUCCCCAACACCAGGCGAGAUGUUCCCUCCCAUCUCUUAUUUCUCCCUCUGUCCCUGAUUUCCUCCUCCUGACCAGCAGAACAAAGGAUGAACCAAAUCAUUGCAAAAUGUCACCUUCCGAUGCAAGUCAGACUCACACCCCUGAGCCCAGGGGAUUCCCACUGCAGCUCCCAUGGAGUUACUGGGGCAGGACACCUCCCGCAGCCCACACAUGUGGUUCCAUCUGUUCCCAUGGCACAGCGCUCCUCAAACCCUGGGGGGAAGGAUCCGUCCCUCAAUCUCUCCCAUCACUGUUCCCAAACCAGCCAGGAAGGCAUUUGCUUUCCUCCCCUCUUCUUGCAGCGCCAAUAAGAGGCAAAGUCAAUAAGAAGGUAACAAAAAGCUAUAUUAUAUAUAUAUAUAUAAAAUGUAUACAGAGAGAGGAGAUGGAAUAAUAACCUAGAGAUUCUCUAUUUCUAUUGUAUAUUUAUUCUGUAAAUGUCACUGUAAAUGAUGUUAAAUGACAAAAUGUAUUCCAAAGUGGCCCAUGACCUAUUUUCAUUCCCAGUGCUGUACAGAUCAGUUCUCACUGUAUAUCAGACAUAUUUUUACCUUUUCAUUUCUUGUGCGUGGUGGGUGGCCAUCCCUCCCCCCAUGCCCCUCCCCAGCCUCAAGGGGUCCCCUAGCAUGGGGACCCCACAGAGAGGAGGAGGGGGGAGGAAGCCUUUCUUUUUAUCUGUGGAAGUACUGUAUUUCUGUGUGGUAUUUGCUUGGUGUUAGGCACAGGGGUCUGUGGGGGGGUAAGUUGUAGGUGAUCCGUGUCGUGGCCGUGUGAGCGUGCGCAUGUUCGUCCAUAGAUGCUGUGUGUGGGGGUGUGCGCGUGUACGUGUGUGCGUAUGUGUUUUGUUUGGGGUCACUUCUUGCUGUUCUUGGCCACUUUUGAAGCCUGCGGUGGGGCCUUCUCCCACCUGCCAGUACAGGCUCUCUCCUCCACGCACCUUCUUGGGGUCCCAGGGCUGUGGAUCAGGACAAACCUGGUGACUUUUAGCCCUGGCAACCACUUUUAUUUUCUUUUUCCCCCUCAGAGGCACAGGGAAUAGCUGCUAGUUGUGAGCACAGACACUUUUCAGUUUUCAUCCAGGCAGUCAGAGCAGGAGGGGGGAACCGCUGCCGAUAUUCCUGCCCCCUCCUCUUGCUCCCUGCCUGGUUCCCAGCCUGGAUCCUGCUGCUUGGAAGGGGAUGGUGUCCUCGACAGGAGAUGCUGGCUGAAUCAGGAUGGGUUGAAGUCCCGACUGAGGAGAGAGGCUUACCCUCCUGCCCCUACACAGACCCUGGCAGCUCACAUUAAAGCCCAGCUCCUCCUGGGAGCUGCUCCCACUGCCACACUCCUGCCCCUGUCCUCCCCUGAGCCUGGGUCUCACCAGCAGGAAUGGGGCACAGGUGGCAGGGCUGGGUGGCCUUGGUGGCACUGCCAGCCCCAGGGGACACGGCCCAGCCUGGGCAGAGGCAUGGCAGCACACGGGUUGUGGCCACUUCCCCUGUGGGUAAGCACAAGGCUGGCAAAGCCCUUCUGUACAGGUAAAAGCACAGAUCUGGUAGAAACUCGUCCCAUGUAUCCUCGUAGCCAGUGUAUUUAACAUACGUGCCGUGCUGGCCGGACUCAUUGGCAGUCGAGAGAAACCCUGUAAGAGCUGUAAUGGAGUCUGAUUAAAAGUUUCUUCUUACCAAG